Messenger RNA from Lacerta agilis (Sand lizard), 1198 nucleotides. It is a transcript of the gene RNPS1, whose product is annotated as RNA binding protein with serine rich domain 1. Gene Ontology annotation, molecular function: RNA binding. Gene Ontology annotation, cellular component: nucleoplasm; ASAP complex; cytoplasm. NCBI's taxonomy places the organism in Eukaryota, Metazoa, Chordata, Lepidosauria, Squamata, Lacertidae. Bases 227 to 1150 code for a protein of 307 amino acids. The transcript is spliced from 8 exons. The record is from RefSeq and is a predicted model, not a curated record. Gene Ontology annotation, biological process: mRNA splicing, via spliceosome.
UAUCAGGGCGCGCCGACUAGCGGCUCUUUGCCGCUGUGUGGAAGGCGGCAAUCCGCGCGUCACCGCGAACGCGACGAGGGAGCGACGGUCGGGCUCUGAGGAUGCUGCUCUUUGGAGUUUAUUGCAUUCGCUUAGGGAUCGUUUCUCAGAAUCAAGGAGUUAGAAGUAAGCUUUCAGAUAAGUGAGCCCCCCCAAAAAGUGCCGCUUUUGGACUCGGAAGGGGAAAAUGGAGCUGUCAGGAAUGAAAAAGAAGAGUUUGCUAGGAAUCAAAGAAAAUAAUAAAAAGUCCAGCACUAGGGCUCCCUCUCCUACCAAGCGCAAGGACCGUACAGAAGAAAAGUCCAAGGACAGGUCCAAAGACAAGCCAGCUACAAAGGAGUCGAGUGAAAAGGAUCGUGGGCGUGACAAAACUCGCAAGAGGCGCAGUGCCUCCAGUGGUAGUAGCAGCACCAGGUCUCGCUCCAGUUCCACAUCCAGUUCUGGUUCUAGCUCCAGCACCGGCUCCAGCAGUGGCUCCAGCUCCUCCUCCGCGUCAAGCCGCUCUGGGAGUUCGAGCACAUCCCGCAGUUCCAGCUCCAGCAGCUCCUCGGGUUCUCCAAGCCCAUCUCGACAUCGGCACGACAACAGGAGGCGUUCCCGUUCAAAGUCUAAACCGCCCAAGAGAGAUGAAAAGGAACGGAAGAGAAGGAGUCCAUCACCCAAACCUACCAAAGUACAUAUUGGCAGACUCACAAGAAAUGUGACUAAGGACCACAUAAUGGAAAUAUUUUCCUCUUAUGGAAAGAUCAAAAUGAUCGAUAUGCCAGUUGACAGACUCAACCCACACCUCUCAAAGGGUUAUGCAUAUGUAGAAUUUGAGAAUCCAGAUGAUGCUGAGAAGGCACUGAAGCACAUGGAUGGAGGGCAGAUUGAUGGUCAGGAGAUCACUGCCACGGCUGUCCUGACUCCUCGGCCCAGGAUGCCUCUCAGGCGUUUCACCCCUCCGCGGAGGAUGUUGCCGCCACCGCCCAUGUGGCGUCGUUCUCCACCUCGCAUGAGGAGAAGGUCCAGGUCUCCCAGGCGCAGAUCCCCAGUUCGCAGACGGUCACGAUCCAGAUCUCCAGGCCGCAGGCGUCACCGCAGCCGAUCCAGUUCCAACUCUUCCCGAUAAAAUGUGGGACUUGGCAGCUUCUUGUUUUUUGUUUUUGUUUUUUUUAAA